GUAAUGGAAAACAGAGAAGGAGAAGGUCUGGAGUAAAUAAUUGCGAUGGAAUUCAAGUAGGAGAAAAUAAACAGCUUCACAGAAGCCAGUGAGACUUCUAAUACAAGUACAUACCGCAGACUUAUGAGAUCUUCCUGUAAUCUGUAUAUUCCUAUGAAGUAUGUGUUUUUAAGCACUAUAGGUCAGUGCUUGACUGUGUAUGACAGGAGUGCAUGUUCAAACCAAAUUCUAUAAAACAGCCAUGAAGUAUGCAGAGGUCACAUUGUUUCAUGCCUUAUGAAUCUAAACCAGCUCCUUAAAUUGUGCUGAUCUGCUCGGCAACAGGCAACCAGUGGAGACUUGGAAUAUUGUUCUUCUCUGCUCCAAGUGACCCCUCCACCCACCAUGAGGUGGGGUCACUGAAUUCCACACCAGCUGCAGCUGUUGAAUAGUCUUCAAAGGCAACCACACAGAGUUCACAGCACACAGGCAUUAAGGAAGAUUGUUAGGUUUGAUUCUCGUUCUCGUUUAAAGUUUUGUCUUUUUUGGCAGGGCACUGUGAGUUUGAUAAUAUUUUUCAAACUGCUCUUCUCUAUUGAAAGAAGGCUUUUUGAAAAGAAUAAAAGAUUGAGACACAGCUAUUAUUUUGAAGAAGGAGAAAAUAUGUAGAUUUUUAAAAAAAUGUGGUGGAACGUUGCUAUCCUAUCUGUGCAUCUGAAAAUUCUCCAGGGAAAGAAUGCUUCUUAAGAAAGAAAGAAAAAAAGAUGACUGCCUUUUAAUAAAAGAAAUCUAAAACUGGCUAUUGUCACUGCUCUAAUAUUUACACAGGCUGCUCUGGCAAGUUUUAAGAACUGGGCUCCACUAUAAAACCUAAAAAAUCCUGGACACAAAGUUGUUUACAUAUAAUAUGAGAAGAUAUAAAGUUACAGGGCUGGGGAUUGGAAGAGAUUCUAAAACCAUCCUCCGUGUGCUGACGUCACUUGGAAACCAGCUGUUGGGAUGAUGCUAAACGGAACCGUUCUUCAGUUUGCAAAAAGUUGCAAAGUUGAUCUAAUAGAGUUCCAAGAGCUCUCCUGGUUGAGAAGCUGAUUAUUUUUCCUUUCUUUGAAUGAUUUCAGUAUUUUCAGAACUGGAAGACUUUCACUGCUUUCACUACUACUUCACAUUUGGACUGAAAUACUUCUGAAAGGUUUUUUUCCUCUAUAAAAGGUAUAAACACAAAAGAAUUUACUGGAUCCGGAGUCAGCUUUGGAAAGUGAAGCAAAGAGAGGAGAAAAGAGCGAGCCCUUUGGAGCUUCAGAGUCCUGUGAAAUGUCUGGGUGAGAACCAGAAAAAGAAGGGCUUAAAUGUUUCAUCACGCAGCUGGAGCCAGAGGCAAGUAGGGCUUGCCGUUCCGUAACUCCCACACAUUCCAGGAAAGUCUUAGAAGAGAAAAGAGGUGCACGGACAUUUCUCUGUUCGGUCACUGCAGCUAUGGACCUACGGACACAACUGGAGAGCACAACUGAGAGGAACUGGAAUAAAGAGAAGAUGGAGCUUCUGGAGCGCUUUGACAAUGAAAGGAAAGAGUGGGAAUGCCAGUGGAAGGUCAUGCAGAAGAAAAUAGAAGAGCUUUACCAGGAGGUAAAAUUAAGGCGUGAGAGCAAUAUGAAUGCCUCUGAGACUAAGGCCAUUCAUAGCAAGGCACAGACACGACCCAUACAUUCCCCCUCUUCAGUUUGGAGUGACACACCAGGACUGAACUCUUGUUCAGCAGACAAAGAGAGUUUUUUCGGCAAGGCAGAAAAGGAGAGCAAAGAUGCAAAAAACAAGGGAAGAAACCAUGCUUUUGCAAAUGAUACUCUGGCCUUUGAGAGUUACAAGGAAUCUGAAGAUUGCCCAGACUUGAAAACAACCAAGAAUUACACACAGGAUCUCAAUAUUGCUCUUAAAGAACUUGCCAAAGUAAGCGAAGACUUGUGCAGCUACCAAGAGGAAAUCCGCAAGAAGUCCAACCACAAAAGAAAGAAGUUGUUUCCUUUCCUGGGAGAAUCUGCUGAAACUGAAAACGCACUGAUCACACAAGAGAUGAACCAUGGGCGUAACCCUGACCCACAAACAGUUUCAAUUGCAUUUGAUACAGAAGAGCAAAACAACAAGAAGAACUUGAUGGGCAUUAGCAGGUGUUCAAAGGAGAUGCCACCGAGCGCUCUUGCUGGAGUUGAGAAAACAGGCUUUUUUCCCUGGCAGAAAAGAGAAGCCCCUCCUGUGCCUCCAAGAAGCACUUCCCGGCACUUGGCCAGCUCUCUCGCACAGGUUUCCGAAGCAUUAGCAAAAGAAACAGGGCACAACAGCAGCUGCGAGACCCAGGAGGACCAGGAAGAAAAUGCAUUGACUCACCUGCCUUUUGCAAAGCAAUGUGAUGCUCCAAUGCCACUGACAAAUGAAUGGAAAUCUGUUAGUGGGCCUGCUAUGGCUACCACGAUACCCACUGAGAAAAGGGAUCAGUCCCUUGAAUGCAAGCUGCCUGCAGGGUUUUCUCAUAACACUUGGUCUCAUGAUGCAAGUAAGGUUGGGAAUAGUCCUAAAAAGGACUCUGCCUCACAUUCUGUCCAGAAGAGCUGUUCUGACGGAAAUAUGGUGCCCCAGAAACAACAGCAUCCUAUAUCGCAAAGCAGUGUGCAUUAUAGCAGUGACUUAUAUGUCCCUGUGUGCAACACCCUGGGUGAUUCUGGCUAUGGAACUGGAAAGACUCAACGAAAUGAAACGCUGGAGGCAAAAAUUGAUGAGUUCAACAGAACCGUGUUUCACACAGAUAAAGGCCACAAGUGUGUGGAACGGAACCCAGUGGUGCCAGUGCUGUCUGGAGACCCCAAACCCCGCCCCAUAGUUCAGGACGGUGUGGCCAGCAGGGCGCAAAAGGAAGAGCCAGCCUGUGUUCUGAAUCCCAGGCUCUCUUCAAAAAUGGAUGAGAAAGCCUCCAAGCCCAGCAAAAAUGCCAAAGCCACAGGGCAGCAGAGGCAGCUCAAUGGACUCCUAAGUGGUUACCAGCAUAUGCUCCAUGAACAUGACUGGAAGCCAAGCAAUUUGUCCGGCCGGCCGCGAUCCGCAGACUCCAGAUCCAACUAUGGGGUCGUCGAGAAGCUUCUGAAGAACUAUGAAAAGUCAACCGCUGCAUGGAACUCAAAGCUCCACAAAGAGCGCUGGCUGCCGCCCAGUUCGGAAUUGGCGGGUGGCAGCUGCGAGAAAUUGGGCCACUAUUUUGAAAUGCUCCAGACAGAUCAAGGGAAGCAGGAGCAGCCGAAGAAUUCGACCCGGCACAUUGGGCUUUAUGCCAAGCAUGGCAAAGAGAAGCAGAAAUUUCCCGAGGUGUCUGCGCCAGCUAAGCAGUCAAAUGCGAAAGGCUUCUCUCGGCCAGCUCGGCCAGCAAACAGGCGUUUGCCUUCCAGGUGGGCCUCCAGGUCGCCAUCAGCCCCACCAGCUGUGAGAAGAGCUGCCUUGAACGAACUUUCUUGAACUUCUGUUGCGGGAUCUCAGUGGUUCUGAACUCAAGAAUGGAUCUGGUGCUGUUAUUAAAUCUCCAUAUGGACUCUCUUUUCCAUGUUCCUGACCACAACCAGAUCUGUGUAAUCGUAUUUUGGUCAACAGUGACCUUGCCCUUGGACUUGUUGGAGUCACUGUUUCAAUUCUUAGACCAUCCUUCCACAGUCUUCAGUGUUUUUAUCAACUAGAUAAGGAUGCCCCUUCCUCAUAUGUAUAUAUAAUUUUAUAAUUCGCAACCAUUUUUUUCCUUUGAAUGACAUAUGCCAAUAGUUAUCUCCUCAAUCUUUUUUUAAAAAAAGAAAUUACAUAAUGUAUAAUCCUGUAUAUUCUUACUUUCCCCACAAAGAGCAGGAAGAAAUGCUGAAUGCAUGAUCAUGUGUUUGUAGGUGCAUGUGUUGAAAUAGGAAGCAUAACUGUAUUUAGGUGAGAGAAACUCAGUUCCAGUGCUGAUAUUGAAAUUACAACAUUUGUUUAUAUACUUGCAUAUACACAUAAAAAAAGUUUCUGUUUUAUUUUGAAAGUUCAGCAUAUAGCCCAGGCAAUAAUAAUAUUUUGAAUAUCUUUUACAGGUUUCACAGGUCUAGUAUUUGAUAUAUAAAAACUAAGAAAUGCAUUUUGGUGGGUAACUGUAGUGAAAAGGCAUUUUAUGGAAUGUUCCAGGAGCAGUUUCGCUCAGUGAAUCGAGUCUUCAUUCAUGCUUAUUUAAACGUCACUUCUUUAAACUUUACUAUGCUAGGCCUAUGUUUCAGAAUUAAAAACCUAGUGUUUACACCUA
Molecule: messenger RNA, 4276 nt
Organism: Podarcis raffonei (Aeolian wall lizard)
Lineage: Eukaryota; Metazoa; Chordata; Lepidosauria; Squamata; Lacertidae
Product: KIAA0408 ortholog
Exons: 7
Coding region: 1453-3474 (673 amino acids)
Source: RefSeq, a predicted model, not a curated record